AUGUCGGGACAGAGAAGCAAGACAAGCUUCUUUCGCGCCCUCGAGCACUUGGACUGCUCUGAUGACUCUCAAGAUGAUGACGAUUCUCUGGAGCGACUUCUGGCUCGCGCAAAGCCUAGAGAAAUUUUAAACUCGACCGCUGCCUCAUCCAGCCCGCAGCAGAUUACGCUUACACGGGCAAACACGGCGCCCUCGCCCUCGUAUACGGACAAGGAGCUUCAAGAAGUUGCUCUUGCGCAUGAUGCUCAUCCAAGACGGCGAAUUCAGCCCUUGGAAUCGAAUUUGAGGACCGUGAAGCGCUCUCAGACCACUGGCACUAUGUCCAGCACUACUUCAGGCCCGACGAGAGGUGGAGGUCCUGCUCUGAAGAAAAGGAGGACGAACAGUAUCAUCAAGCUGGUUCCUGAGGAACAGCGGAUCUUCAAAAAUCUCGUCUUCUUCUUUUUCCCAAAUAACGAUAUAUCUCCCUCUCGCCGUCUGCGCAUCCAGCGAGCACGGGAAUACGGUGCUUCCUGGAUGAUAGACUGGACAGAAAAUAUUACGCACGUGGUCGUGGAUAAGGAUCUACAGUAUUCUGACCUCGUUAAAUAUCUCAAGCUCGAGACAUUUCCCGAAAAUGUGGCUCUUGUCAACGAGUCAUAUCCUUCAGAUUGCAUCAGAUUUCGCUCCGUUUUGAGUCCAGCCCAAGCGCGAUUUCGUGUGGAAGGAGUGCCAGAAUCUGGGCAGAAAGAUGCCCCGGCUCCAACAACCGCGUCAGUCGCAGUGGACUCACUGCCACUGAAAAGGCCGAGAAAAGGCCAGGAACAGACACCGGAGCCAUCGCAGUCCCCGGUUAGGGAGGUUAUCCUUGAUAGUAACCCUUCAUCAGAAGUGGUUGCUAACAUUGCUGGCUCUGAGGAAAGAACCGAGGAGACGCGUCAACGCGAUGCCCUAGAUGAUAUAAUCGCAGAGGCGAAAGCAGCAAGCCAUUUGCCGCUUGAUCCGAUCGAUUCCUCUGACGAGGAACCUGACAAACCUGAUAGUGAGUCAGAAUCAUCAGAGCCUGACCCAUCCAGAUCAAAGGAAGAACCGCGAGGAGAGCCUGUCGUCGAAACGUGGGCGCGCAGUUUUGCCUGCAUGCAAAAGUCCGACCCCAAUGCAAAGCGCGACAAUCCAAACAAUCGAACCAUCGAAGUCUUACAGCAAAUGCUGGACUACUAUACGCGAACAGGAGAUCAUUGGCGGACGCUGGCUUACCGCAAGUGCAUCAACGCUCUGCGGAGACAGACCAAGAAGAUCAUAUCCAGAACAGAGGCGCGGGCAAUCCCCGGCAUCGGAGAUCGGCUGGCAGACAAGAUCGAAGAAAUUGUCUUGACUGACCACCUCCGCCGGCUGGACCAUACCAACGAGACCGAAGCAGAAACCAUCAUCCAGGAGUUUCUCGGUAUCUACGGGUGUGGUCUUGCCCAGGCAUCCAAAUGGGUGGCGCAAGGGUAUCGAAGCCUCGACGACCUUCGUGAGCGAGCUCCCUUGACCAAGAAUCAGCGCAUCGGCCUGGAGCGCUACCAUGACUUUGCGCAGCGGAUUCCGCGCAAGGAGGUCGAGGCCCACGGGGCGAUCGUGCGACAGGCAGUCCAGGCGGUGGACCAGGACAUGCAGGUGAUCAUUUCAGGCUCUUACCGCCGCGGGGCUCAGGACUCAGGCGACAUUGAUCUGCUUAUCACCAAGCCAGACGGUACCGGAGAGCAGAUCCGGUCGCUGAUCCUGGAUACCGUGGUGCCUCAGCUGUUUGCAAAUAACUUCCUGCAGACUGGUCUGCAGACUUCACGACGGAAUGGCGACGGUUCUAAAUGGCAAGGGGCAUCUAUGAUUCCCGGAAGCACGGUCUGGCGGCGCCUCGAUCUACUCUUCGUUCCUGGAGCGGAGUUUGGAGCGGCGAUGAUAUACUUCACGGGCAAUGACAUUUUCAACCGUAGUAUGCGGUUGCUCGCACGGAAGAAGGGGAUGUGUCUGAACCAGCGAGGACUAUUCACGGACGUACUGCGUAAUGGACAGUUGAAGGUGAAUCCAGGCCGACUGGUCGAAGGGCGCGACGAGCGGCGGAUCUUCGCGGUGCUGGGUGUGCCCUGGCGACCUCCAGAGCAGCGAAUUUGCUAG
Penicillium daleae is the source of this 2136-nucleotide messenger RNA. Its product is annotated as DNA-directed DNA polymerase IV. The record is from RefSeq and is a predicted model, not a curated record. The transcript has 4 exons. Gene Ontology annotation, biological process: double-strand break repair via nonhomologous end joining. Bases 1 to 2136 code for a protein of 711 amino acids. Gene Ontology annotation, cellular component: nucleus. NCBI's taxonomy places the organism in Eukaryota, Fungi, Ascomycota, Eurotiomycetes, Eurotiales, Aspergillaceae. Gene Ontology annotation, molecular function: DNA-directed DNA polymerase activity; DNA binding.